Messenger RNA from Oncorhynchus nerka (sockeye salmon), 1265 nucleotides. RefSeq names its product asparaginyl-tRNA synthetase-like. The transcript has 11 exons. Gene Ontology annotation, cellular component: mitochondrion. The record is from RefSeq and is a predicted model, not a curated record. Bases 195 to 1265 code for a protein of 356 amino acids. Gene Ontology annotation, biological process: asparaginyl-tRNA aminoacylation. Lineage: Eukaryota; Metazoa; Chordata; Actinopteri; Salmoniformes; Salmonidae. Gene Ontology annotation, molecular function: asparagine-tRNA ligase activity; nucleic acid binding; ATP binding.
GUGAUCUUCAACCAGGAUGAACGGGACAACGUGAAUGUCAACUAGUGUUUUAUAAACUGAAUUUAACCGUCAUAAUGAAGAAAUCGUCUACCUCUUUUGUAUUUUAGUAAUUGUAGCUCCAUAUUGCAUAAUAUAGCGUCUGUAACUAAACUAUUUAUUUGUUCAACGUCGAAAUUUAGAGGCAUAUAGUAACAAUGUUGCCGGCUAGGUUGUGGUUGUCUGAAGCAGCUCUUGGAAUGUGGCAAAGCCUUCGAUAUUACUGCCAGGAGACACCCAGAAAGCUCCGAAUAUGCGAGGCAAUCUCAAAUUUAGAAGUGGGAACACAAAUCAAAGUGCAGGGCUGGGUUCGCUCUGUGAGACCCCAGAAGGAGAAUCUGUUCCUCCAUGUGAAUGACGGGAGCUCCCUUCAGUCUCUACAGGUAGUGGCCAGCUCAGAGCUCAACCACAGACUGCUGACGUUUGGGAGUGCUGUGGAGAUCUCAGGGAGCCUGGUCACCAGUCCCAGCCGCAAGCAGGACGUGGAACUGCAGGCUGACCAGAUAGAUGUGGUUGGAGAAUGUAACCCUGUGGACUUCCCCUUUAAGAUCAAGGAGAAACAUGGUCUGGAAUACAUCCGUCAGUUUCCUCACCUGAGGUGUAAAACCAACGCCUUCAGUUCCCUGCUGAGAAUACGCAGCGAAGCCACCGCUGGUAUACAGCAAUAUUUCAAGGAGAAGGGCUUUAUUCAGGUCCACACCCCAGUCUGGGUGAUAAUGUCAGUCCUCACCUCUAAUGACUGUGAAGGGGCAGGAGAGCUCUUCCAGGUUGAGCCUGCAGGUCAGGAGAAGAACCAGGAUGAGGAAGGGCCCCAACACUUCUUCUCUGUCCCAGCGUACCUGACUGUCUCUGGGCAGCUGCAUCUGGAGGUCAUGGCUGGGGCGUUUCCUGGAGUGUACACUUUUGGACCAACGUUCCGGGCAGAGAACUCUCAGAGCAGACGUCACCUGGCUGAGUUCUACAUGGUGGAGGCAGAGAUCUCCUUCACACAGUCACUCGAGGAUCUAAUGAAGGUGAUGGAAGACUUGUUCAGGUCUACAACAGAACAUCUCUUGUCUCAGUGUCCUGAAGACGUGGCUUUGUAUCACAAACACGUGUCACCAGGAUACAGGGACUAUGUGGAUCUAAUGAUGAAGAAGAGUUUUAAUGAAAAGCAGGAGCCACGCUGUGUUGACGUAGAGCAGGAGCCACCCUGUGUUGACGUAGAGCAGGAGCCACGCCUGUGUUGA